CUUACGACCGGUUGGGGGUCACGGCAUUAAAAAGGUUGAGAACCACUGAUCCAAAACAUUCAUCCCUAGAGCAGUGUUUCUCAAUGUUGUCAACUUUACAUGGUAUGGACUUCAAGUCCCAUAAUUUCCCCUGCUAGUGUGGAGAAUUGUGGAAGUUGAAGUCCACUCACCUUAAAAAGUUGCUAAGCUUGAGAAACGCUGCUCUGGACUAUUUUAAAUAAAAUAAUCUGUUUUGCAUUAGAGUUUGCUUCCUUAAGAUAAUUCUGUGUGGGAAACAAAUAACCACCAAGAUCCUGGUUCCUUCUCUUGCUAUCUGGUCUUGCCGUUAGCCUUAGAUGUGUGUCCAGAGCUAAUCAAAUGCAGAAGGCAGCUUCAAGCUUCACUGAAGCUGGUUGCCAGAAAUCUUAGAAGAGCACAGCUGGAUUUUUGGUUUGUCAUUUGCUUUGGAUACUGCUGUAAUCAGCAAGGAUUCCUGGCAAUUAACACCACAAUCGCAUAAACAUUAAACCCACAAAACUAACUCCUGGCGGCACUAAUCCAAAUAGUCUGCAGAGUACUUUGGUUUGACCAGUUUCCACAAAUUAGGAGUGAGAGUAGCUCAAGAUUGAGGUUCUCUAAAACAGGGUCCAGAUGCUGACUUCCCUCUUCGUGUAGGUUAUUUUUUUUAUACCUUCCAUAACAAUCCCUAUCAUAGAAUUUGGUUUUGUUUUUUUUUCAUGGCUGCCCCUAUGGGUUGACAUUUUCAUUGAGCUGUUUGCCACAAUAAUCUCUUUUUUAUGUUAGCCAAAACAAUUCUGAAAAUGAAGUAAAAGUAAUUUUUCAAGUUUUCAAGUUUGUUCAGGAAUUAAUAGUUGGGGACAUUCCAUGGAUGGAUGGAUGGACGGACAGAUGGAAGGGAAGGGAAGGAAGGAAGGAAGGAAGGAAGGAAACGUUGCUUUUAUAUAUAGAAAUAAUUUGUGGCUGCAGAAAAAGCACAGUGGGGUUCAAAUACUGAGAUACAGUUGUCCUAAUUUAGCAACCACCUUGUUCAGGGGCUUGUUACAAGGAUUAUGGGAAAAAAUAACCUUGCAACCAAUGCUCACAUUUAUGCCAUUUGCAGGCCUGUAAAGCAAAGAAAAACUGAAUUAAGAUUGUAAACCGAAUUGUGGUUCACUUAGCAGCCAUUUCCUUUAACGUCCAAGUUGCCUAUUCCAAUUGUUGCUAAAUGAUGAUUUUGCUUCUACCUUGAUAUCUGCAAACAGUCAUUACUGAUUGCACCCAUUUAUAGCCGGAUUUCCCAAAGUGGUCAAUAUUAACCCCAAUGGAAUUAUCCUUGGGCCAAUAAGUGGGGGGGUCAAAUGGGGGUCAGUAAAUAUUGGAGGAUCAAUAUGUGGUGGCUAAAUGAUGGAAAGCUGAUUGGGGUCAAUUCAUCUUUUGAGGUCCCUGUAGACCUCCACUCCAGUCCUUGAAAGUGAGGGGGCUAGCAGUGAGACUGACCCAGGGCUGGAUGAUCAGCCACCAGUGAGAGCAGCCUUGCCUCUGUUAUUAUUUGUAAUGCUUUAAAAGUAUUUAUUAACAUUUUUAUAUGAUAAAUGUUUGGAGGUCAAAGAACAAUCAGAAACUUCAUGAAGAUUCUGGUGAGUAGAGGGUACAGAGACCUUUGACUUACAGCCACAUGACCUCUAACCCAAAUUGUACAUACUAAACACGGUUAAAAUUGGAUGAAGUCAAACUUCCUGCCAUUUUGAAAAAUCAAGAGUGCACUCGGGAACAUUGCAUGGUAAAGCCCUAAGAAUGCAACAUUAGCUGAGCAAUACCUAAACUAUAGGUAUUGCUAUACGGCAGGUGUAGUACAUAAACUUGCAGAGACUGCAAGACUAGGAUGAUCUGGCUUUGACUGUGAAAUAAAUUUCUACUACCGUGUGCAUGUGUAUACACCCAAAUACUGUGCAAUCGAUCAAAAGCCACAAUUUGUAAAUUAGUGCUGGUUUGGACCAAAAAGUGUGUUGGCUAGUUCACUUUCUUUCAGAGUAAUGUUUCAGCAACUUUUAAGAUGUGGACUUCAAUUCCCAGAAAUUCCCAGGCUGGCUGGGGAAUUAUAGGAGUUGAAGUCCACAUGUCGCUGAGGUUGAGAAAUACUAUUCCCAGGGUAAGGAUUUCAUUAAUGCCGUAUCUCUAUCCAUGAGAGAUUCCCAAUAGCAAGGCAUGAUUAAGGCUGCCUUCCUACAGUUUGCAAACUCAGGGUUAACCACCACAGUUUAUCAAAUGGGAUCCAUUUUCUAGAUUUGACCCCAGCACAGCCUGGAUUCCCCCAGUGUGCUAGGUUAAAAUGUGGUUGGCUAAUGUGUAUGUGAUGCAAAAGCCAUCUUCUCCACGUUCAUUUAAAAUAAGGUGCAGGACCUGGCCUAUGUCCACUGAACCCAUAGCUAAUCUUUGAAUGGCCAAAUGCUGCACUUAAUAUUUUGGGGUUGGGAGGUCUACAAAAUCAACCGUGACAUUUAGUUAGAAGGGGUGGAGAUCUUUGUAACAGUGAUGUGGCUAUUUGAGGGCACAUAUCUAUUUCCCAACUUAAAAUGUCUUCUCAGCCAAAUGCAUUUAUUUUAUUACCACCACCAUCUUAAUGCAUAAAAAAGGGACCAAAUUUUUUAUCCUGUUCCUCCAGUAAAGACUAUAGAUUGCCCAUUGUCUUGAGAUCCUCAGAGGCCAAAUUUAAAAAAAAAAAAAAAAAAGUUUAGCCUCUGGAUAAAAAGAGUUGCUAACUUGAUCUGCAGCUCUGAAGGAAAAGGCCAUUAGCACAUCUAGUAACAGUGAGUUCCAUCAGCUUAGCUUCCCGUAAAGUAUUGGAGGCUACCACUAAAGGACAAACAAAAUGUCUCCCAACCAUUUUUUUCCCAGAUUGUUUUAGUAGCUUUUACGUUCUUUAACUCCUUAAGAAUUUUUUUUUCCCCCGUUCAAUUGUGUCUGAUUCUCAGACCUCUUAACCUACUUCAAGGUAUUAAUUUAGACGAUAAAUAUUUAAAGGAACGAAUACUUUUUGCUGAUAAAAACAGCCUUUAUACAAGAUAUUAAGGGGUAAAAACACGAUAAGCCAACUCGGAUACAAUGUAAAGACUGAAAGGUUCAAAUUGUGUGUGAAUGUGGGUUUUGCUUUGCUUUGAUCUCUUGGGGGCAAAAUAUGAUAAAAAGUGUUUACAUCAAGGUUGAGUUUGCUUGGAUGCCUUGCAUUUGCUAAAGCAUCCAGACUUAAAAGAUAUCAAAAACCUGCAAAUAGAAUAGGGCGGCUCCUUUGAGCCAGCUUGUUACAAGAAUUCUUCCAGGACGGUGUGAUCAUUCAAGGUCACAUGGGUUAAAGAAGAAAAAUUCAGGCCAUCUCUUUGUGUCUGUGUGUGCGUGUGUGCCUGUGUGUGUUAUCCGAUGCCUUCACUCCCUUCUGAAUUUACUCUGGGGAAUCCUGGAGAAGGCUUUAGUUCUUCAGGGAAGCAACCAUGCAGCUUGGCCUUGCCAGCAUCCUCCUGGGUCUCUGGCUGACAGCUGAGUCCCUCUCUUCACCUGCAAAGGGAAACCUCCACCUAGAAGGAAACCCUCUGAGACAAUGGGAGAGUCCCAAUUUAGGAGAACUGAAAUCCUCAGAAGAAGAAGAAGAAGAACACAUCCAGGUUACAUUGGAUUUCAAGGAAGCCCCUUCAAAAGUUGUGUUGGUUUCCCCAGAGUCAGAAGACAGCCCAUCCCACCUGCCCUUGGCUGAGAAGGAGGCAAGACCCUUGAGUUUAUGGCCCCAACCCAGUUCUCAGUCAUGGCUAUACGAGAGCUCAGAGGAAUCGGUGUGUCACGUGAAGCUAGAUGGGGGCAGCUUUUGGGGUCCUAACCAUCUGGAGGUGGGGGGCCUCCUCAGCCGUUACGACAGCGGGUUCCUGAAGGCACUGAGCAGAUCUGCCUGGAGCAAAGAGGACCUGGAGACUUUCGGGAUAUGUCCCUCAAGUCCACCCCAAAACCUUCUUGGGUCACUCCAGCGUGUGGCUGAUUCUCUGGGCAGGCCUGCCGGACACCGUUUCUUCAUGCUGCAUUUGGAAGAAGUGAAAUGGGAAGUCAAGACCAAACUCAGGUUUAAGCUGACCUUUCAAAAGGAUGUGGAAGAGCCUCUCAGCUCCUUGCAGCUGGUCCUCCUAGUCUUUUAUCAAGGAGAAAAGGAACUGGUGCAUCCCAGGGUCGCAAAGAGAUUCCUAGUGGGAGGGGAAGGAUUACAUCAAAAGCAGGUUGUUUGCCUUUCCAGAGGAACCCGCUACCUUGUCCUCCAGGGCUCUGUGAUGUCCGGCAGACAUUCUCCGGGUGAAUUAAGAUAUGAACUUUCUUUGGAAAUCAGGCACCAAAACAAUACAGAUGCCGCUGUCUCCUCUGAUGAAGCCCAAGAUCUUCUGUUUGGCUUUGAUGCCAAGUGCUUCACCCGCAGGACCCCGGCUGUCUUGCUGUUGGUGAAGCAGAACUUCGGCGUUGGUUCCCAUCCACCCUCUUUCCUCUCUGCGGAUGGCAAGUUGGAUGUUUUACCAUACCUGAAACCCAGCUUGCUGAGUUCCGGCAUAGCCCACACACCUUCUGAGGCUGCCACCAUCACUAACCAAACCAACGCCACUGCGUCAGUGCUCACAAACCCUGGAUACUUUUUGGAGACCCUCUCCCAAUUUGUCAACAAAGUCCUGAACCCGUCGGGUGAGCCUCCUGUUGCCCAGGGCCACCUCCAGCUGGAUUUUGACACAAUGGAGGCCCUUCCUCACGAACUGCUCAACUUGUCAGAGAAAGUGGCUUUUGAGCGGCUGGUGCAGUCUGAAAAUCACCUCGUGGUCCUUUUUCCCGAGAACAGCCAAGCUUUCAUGGAGCGCCAGCUCGGCCAAUGGUACCUAGAGGGAAAGUUGCUUCGGCAACUGCUGGAGAAGCUGCAUUCGGUGAUCCAAGAGCUGAAAGCCAUGCCUUCCUUCCAAGCCAAUGCCGACCUUUUCCACAAUCUGCUAGCUUUGUGCUAUUUUCCUUCGAGGGGCUCGGGAAAGCUUCCCGCUAGCGAUUCUGCAGAAACGGAGGAAACGCAGACCCGCAGAAAAAUCCACAGCCUUCUGUUGCUCAAGGCCCUCCAGGUAAUUCGCACUCGUUGGCGGGAGGCCAGGAAGGUGUCCUUACGUGCCAACCGUAGCACUCAAGUCCAGGAUGACUACUGUCGGCUACGAGAGCUCAGGAUAAACCUGGUCUCCAGCAGGUAUAUCGUUUUACCGGAGUCGUACAAUGCCAACAAUUGCGUGGGGCCCUGCCAGAGCCCGCUCUCCACCCGCAUCCCGGACUAUUAUUCUCACACCAUUUUCCUGCUGCGUAUGCAUGAACAGGGCAUGCCACUGCAGCGAGCCCCUUGCUGUGUCCCUGUGAAAUAUUCCAAAAGUGUCAUGGUUACCUUUACCAGUGAUCGAGGGAUGAUAGUUAAGUCCUAUCCAGAUAUGGUGGCUGAGUCCUGUGGGUGCAGGUAGAGAAGGGCAGGAGAGUCCUCCUGAUGGAGGAUGGGAUGUUAAAUAGCAUCCUACUGUCAUGGCCAGUAUGGGGUACAAUUUCGAACAACAGCACUACAGUACAUUGCUGUUCUAGCAAUGAAAUUUCUGCAGCUGUGUACAUAGCAAGCUUGCGACAUUGUUCUUGCUUUUUAUGAUGAUAGAGAUAGUUGGAAACCCCCCCCCCCGUUUAUUUGCAGACAAUCCUAAUUAGUAGAGUGUAGGGUGAGAAUUAUCGCUCCCCCAUUCAGAGGAUCUAGAGAUGGAUGUUUAAGGUCCAAAGGGGCAAAUAAUGUUUAUUAACAGAUGUGCCCCACUAGGAAGCGUGAAUCUCUUGAGUUUUCAGGCCUUCUGGUGGGGGAGGAGCAGAAAAUUCAUUACAGGUGGUCCUCGGUUAAUUGGGACUGGGAACUCAGCGCAGUCAUAAAAUGGAAGCUCCUACGGCUGCAUCAACGAGAUAGCAGUUCUGGCUGCAGUUUUCAGCCAUCAGUGCUUGGUUGCUAAGUGUGACCUCACAGGAUUGUGACUUGCUGCUGGUUUCCUGGUUGACUUUGCUUCUUUGAAGCAGGCAAGUAAGGUUGCAAAUGGAGAUUGGAUGACUGCGGGGAGCUGCCCGUCCUAAUCGCAUGCGGGUUGCCAAGUGCCCCAAACAUAAGGAAGCUGUGAUGGCCACAACUUCAAGGACCAGCCUAAGUCCCUUCAUUCAGCACCGUCAUAACUUCAAAUGGUCGCUGAAUGACUGGCCACUAAGCGAGGACUGCCUGUACUCUUCCUUUAGGAAGUCAGCUAUAUAGAACAGUUUUCCAGUUAGGGAAACAGAGGAAUGAGACAAUGAGAGGAACAAAGGGCUAAUGCUUGCUGUUAAUCCCUCUGGUGAUCACGAAGGUAAAAUGUGAUAUGCUGGUACAGGUAGUCUUCAACUUACAACCACAGUUGAGCCCCAAAUUGCUGUUGCUAAAUAAGACAAUUGUCAAGUGAGUUUUGCCCUAUUUUAUUGCCUUUCUUGCCACAGUUGUUGAGUGAAUCACUGCAACUGUUAUUUGAGUAAAGUGGCUUCCCUCUUGACUUGGCAUGUCAGAAAGUUGCAAAAGAUGCUUACAUGCCAGUUGCCAAGCAUCCAAAUUUUGAUCACGUGACCAUGGGGAUGCUGCAACGGUGUGAAAAAUGGUCACAAGUCACUUGUUUUCAGUGCUGUUGUAACUUCAAAUGGUCACUAAACAAAUGGUUGUAAGUUGAGGACCACCUGUACUUCUAGAGUUGCAUUUUCAGCAAUAACUACCAUUUGCCCGUAUUACUCUGGAGUGGCGUAAUGAUAUGAUAGGGAGAUUGAAACCUCAUUCAUUUUCUCACCCUCUCUAUGCAUUGGGACGCUUAUCCAGAUAUGCUCUUAUUAUCCUAACAUAAUAAUAAUAAUAAUAAUAAUAAUAAUAAUAAUAAUAAUAAUAAUAAUAAUAAUAAUAAUAAUGUUGGAAAGGACCUUGGAGGUCAUCUAGUCCAAUCCCCAACAAAUUUUCUAAUGUAUCUUAUUCAACACAAGAUGAGACCUCAGAUCUUGGAAAAGUUUACUACCUAGACCUACAUGGCUCCUCCUUUCAUGCCUUUUAAAAGAAGCUUUGAAAGUUUAUUUAUUCCAAGCUACUUUUCGCCGAUAUUUAUAUUUAGCUGCUUGUAAUUUCAGUUGCUAUGUCUUAAUUAUGUUUGCAACACAUUCCAGUAUUUUUCCGUUGUAUUCUCAGGCUGUUGUUACAUUUCUCUGCUGUAACUGAAAAUAUUUUAGAGUGUCUUGCAUUCUACUUGAUGAUAUUAAGAUGGGUGAUAUAUUGUUCAGUAGGUUGAAUAGGCUUUGAAAGGGUCACCACAACAAAGCUGCCUUAAUAAGGCAGAAAAUGAUCAGGCUGCCCCGGAGGAAGGAGUUAAACGUGUCAUCAGUCUCAAAUCCCUUCGUGCUCUUAAGACAGUGAUGGUGAACCUUUUAGAGACCGAGUGCUCAAACUGCAACCCAAAACCCACUUAUUUAUCACGGGUGCCAGGUGGGCAUGGCCCACUGGGUGGACGUGGCUGUGGUGGUCAUGGCAGA
This is a messenger RNA of Crotalus tigris (Tiger rattlesnake), 7578 nucleotides long. RefSeq names its product anti-Mullerian hormone (gene AMH). Gene Ontology annotation, molecular function: growth factor activity. Lineage: Eukaryota; Metazoa; Chordata; Lepidosauria; Squamata; Viperidae. The transcript has 5 exons. Gene Ontology annotation, biological process: Mullerian duct regression; gonad development. Bases 3465 to 5483 code for a protein of 672 amino acids. The record is from RefSeq and is a predicted model, not a curated record.